AUGGCGUCCUCUCAUGGAAAUAUCUACUCGGCCGACCAAUUCAUGAAUCCCGGCCCAGCGCCUCGUCCGCCUGUGGAGCGACCCCGGAUCAACACUGCUGCCCCGAGCCAGAAUGUCUCUACUUCGUUUAACCAGAUGAACCUGAACUCGCCAAGUACUCCGACCUUGUCAAUCUUUCCCAACACCAGCAGCCUCUCCCUCUCCCAGUCGAAAAGCCCGCCAAGCGGUGGACAGCAGCAGCAACAGCCCCCGCCAGGAGUUACCGUCAUCAAAGAGGGCUAUGUGCGCUGCAAAGAAGACAAGUUCCUCGCCGGAUGGAACCAGCGAUACCUCAUCUUGCGCGAGUUCCGGCUGGAUUUUUUGAAGAAUGAAACAGGAAAAGUGGCUCUGUCGAUCGCCCUGUCGACUAUCACCGGCGUCACCCGCUCUGAGGAUACUAAGAUGGCCUUUGAAAUCACCCGUGUAGCGAAUCCAAAGGAUGUAAACUCCAAGGCGGCAAUAAUCAGCCGUGACGUCGCUACCAAGACCAUCACCUGCGAGGUGAAGAAUGACGAUGAGAUCUACGAGUGGAUUGAUAAAAUUUAUGAACGGUGUCCCGGCAUGGGAGGCGUCAGUAACCCGACCAACUUCAACCAUCGAGUCCAUGUUGGCUUUGAUCCCCGAACUGGCGCCUUCGUUGGCCUGCCAGCCGAGUGGGAGAAGCUUUUGACAGCGUCUGCUAUCACGAAAGAAGACUACAAAAAGAACCCGCAAGCUGUGAUCGAAGUGCUCGAGUUCUACUCUGACAUUAAGAUGCGCGAGCAGAAUCCUCAGUACUACGACGGUCUCACUUCCUCUCCUGCGGCAUCAAACCAGGCGUCAAUGCAUUUAGGUAACGGAAAUGGCAUCGCUCCGCCACGGCCGCCCCCUCCAGGUGCUCUUCAGAGAUUAGACAGCAGCCAGUCGCAGCGACAGGCACCCGGUACAGGCUCUCCCACUCAAUCACAACGCAAACCUUCGGAUGCAGACCGGGCUUACGAAGUCGACCGUAUGCGUGAGAUGGCUGAACAAGAGCAGCGCCGACGAAUGGAGGAAGAGGCCCGUCGUAUUCGGGAAGAAAAGGAGAGGCGGGAACAAGAUGAAUAUAACGCCUCCCUACCGAAGACUCGAGUUCCACUAGCUAAGCAGGAGUUGGGAGGCUAUGGACCAUCCGACGGCGACUCCCCAGCUAACAACAGAUACAACCCAAGUCGCCCUGCUCCCCAGGCUCCCAACUCCGCUGCUCGUCAGCAGCCGCCGAAACAGAUGACCGCACAGCGGCCAGCUCCCCCUCCACCGACAAAUGGACAGGCUGCGCAGAAGACAAGCGAAGACCCACGAUCCCAGCAAUCUGCACCUCGGGCUAAUGCACCUCAACAGGCCCAAGGCCCUCCCCCGUCUUCUCGUCUUCCUGCUCCUGUUCAACAGGUCAAACCCUUGAACAUUGCCAGCAAACAAAACAACAACAAGGUGGGUGUUCCAGAUGGCGUCCGCCAGGCCGAAGCUGCCCUCACAAAGAAGCCCGAGCCCCGACAAAAGGAGGUCCGCAUGUCUAGCAUGACCGAGAGUGAGGUUAUGGAGAAGUUGAAAUCGGUGGUGUCGAAGGAGAAUCCUCAAGAAUCUUAUAGCAAACAACGCAAGAUUGGUCAAGGUGCCUCUGGCUCUGUCUAUGUGGCUCGGGUGAAGGAGAAUUCAACAUCGCCAGUCGCAAGGGAAAUUUAUCGCACGCAUGGACCACGAGGACAAGUUGCUAUCAAGCAAAUGGAUCUCCGAAGCCAGCCCCGUAAGGAACUUAUCGUUAACGAAAUCAUUGUCAUGAAGGACAGCCAACACGCCAAUAUCGUCAACUUUCUCGAUUCUUUUCUCCAAGACCAGAAUAACGAGCUUUGGGUUGUCAUGGAGUUUAUGGAGGGCGGUGCUUUGACUGACGUGAUUGAUAACAACCCUGUGAUCCAGGAAGAUCAAAUUUCUACAAUUUGCUUUGAGACUUGUAAAGGCCUGGCACAUCUGCACAGUCAGAAUAUUAUUCACCGUGAUAUUAAGAGUGACAAUGUGUUGCUGGACCGCGUUGGAAAUGUUAAAAUCACUGAUUUCGGUUUCUGUGCCAAAUUGACCGAAUCGAAGAACAAGCGUGCCACAAUGGUUGGAACUCCGUACUGGAUGGCGCCUGAAGUCGUCAAACAGAAGGAGUAUGGACCAAAGGUGGACUGCUGGUCACUGGGUAUCAUGGCCAUUGAGAUGAUCGAGUCCGAGCCUCCGUAUCUCAAUGAGGAGCCUUUGAAAGCCCUCUACCUGAUCGCAACCAACGGAACCCCACGACUUAAGAAGCCCGAGAAGCUUAGCAAGGAACUGAAAUCCUUCUUGAGCGUUUGUCUUUGCGUUGACGUCCGCAGCCGAGCAACGGCGGAGGAAUUGUUGGCCCAUGAGUUUUUGAAAAUGGGCUGCAGCCGCGCCAGUCUUGCCGAGCUCCUUCGCUGGAAGAAGAAUGGCGGCCAGUAA
Messenger RNA from Talaromyces rugulosus, 2517 nucleotides. RefSeq lists its product as uncharacterized. The record is from RefSeq and is a predicted model, not a curated record. The transcript is spliced from 4 exons. NCBI's taxonomy places the organism in Eukaryota, Fungi, Ascomycota, Eurotiomycetes, Eurotiales, Trichocomaceae. Gene Ontology annotation, biological process: protein phosphorylation; intracellular signal transduction; regulation of MAPK cascade. Gene Ontology annotation, cellular component: cytoplasm. Gene Ontology annotation, molecular function: protein serine/threonine kinase activity; ATP binding. The coding region runs from base 1 to 2517 and encodes 838 amino acids.